UUUAAAUACAAAGUGAGAAAACGGCAAACGUUUAACUUUUAAAUGCAAAAACGGGAAAGUGAAACUAAAAACAGUGACAUUUCCGAUGGAAAUAAAAAAAUUGCAAUUGAAGAAAACGGUAAAUUAUGAGCUGAUGCGCCAAAUGGACGCAGUGAAAAUGAUAAAGAAAUUGAAAGAAAUGUUGUAAAUGUAAGAAAAAUGACAGAUAAUAGCACAAGGGAUUGUGAUAUUAACCCUGACAACGAAGGCGAGCACACUAGCGAGGAUAAUUUACUUGGGGACGAGGAAAAUACUCGUGAUAUUGGACCAGACUGUGUUGUUCCUUGUGAUACUGCAUUCAAUGUAUGUGUCGUUGAAGAGAAAUUGAAUAGUGUUAGUCUCGACUGGCAUUUAUUGGACGAUGUCGAAGUAUAUAGAAUCGAAAAAUAUCACCGACGACGCGGCUGGGAGCAAGUCGCUUGGGUAGGCACUGCACCUACGACCAUUGAAAAUUUGGCCGAGAAUUUCACAUAUCGGUUGCGCAUCAAGGGACAGCGCUUUUCUGAUGCGCGUGGACUAUUUGAGGAUUGUAAAAUGUCACCAGAGUUUUUGGCCACCACUUUGGCACCUUUGCCAACCACACUGUGCCUACACCGCGCUAUCAAGAAAGGUCAACAGUUUUUAGUUAAACGUAUACUACGGCGACGAGCCAGCUUAAUGGAUUAUCCCGGUCCGAAUAGUUACUUGCCGCUGGCGAAUGCCAUUAUGAGCGGUCAACAUUGUGUUACCGAUGUGCUGCUGAGCCAUGGCGCUAGUGUACAUAUCGGCAAUCCGCUUAAUGGACGCACUCCACUGCAGCUCGCUUUCUACCAUGGCCGCUUGGCCGUCGCACGCAUUCUGCUAAAUCGUAAGGCACAGCUUGAAGCCACUGACAUUAAUGGCAUGACUGCUUGUCAUUUUGCCGUCGACGCUAAUCAAUUGGAACUGCUUAGAUUUGCGCUUGAAAACGGUGCCAAUGUGAAUGCAGCGGAUGCUUGCGGCUGGUCAUUACUGUCACGUGCAGUUGUUAUGGGCGCUGACGCUUGCGUUCUUAAGCUGUUGCUGACAUUCGGUGCGGAUGCCAAGUCCGUGGAUAAACUGGGCAAGACUUGCGUGGAUUUGGCGAACAUUUACAAGAACACUGUUGCGAGCGAUUAUUUAGUGAAGGCCUUGCGGCCUAAGUAAAAUU
This is a messenger RNA of Bactrocera oleae (olive fruit fly), 1207 nucleotides long. It is a transcript of the gene flip, whose product is annotated as flippy. Lineage: Eukaryota; Metazoa; Arthropoda; Insecta; Diptera; Tephritidae. Gene Ontology annotation, molecular function: protein binding. The record is from RefSeq and is a predicted model, not a curated record.